Helianthus annuus (common sunflower) is the source of this 1254-nucleotide messenger RNA. RefSeq lists its product as uncharacterized. Bases 1 to 1254 code for a protein of 417 amino acids. The transcript is spliced from 7 exons. The record is from RefSeq and is a predicted model, not a curated record. NCBI's taxonomy places the organism in Eukaryota, Viridiplantae, Streptophyta, Magnoliopsida, Asterales, Asteraceae.
AUGACUUUCCGGGAUAUCAAUAUUGGUGUCACUGAUGAAGAUAUUCCUGUUGCCACUGCGAAGACUGUGGACUGUAAUAUGCAUGCAUGUGUUGUAUCAGAGCCUGCGAGUGGUCUGUGGAGGAUGUUUGAGCCCGAUUUCAAGGGCAAAGUUGAGUUGAUUCCGGUUGAGCUACGGGAAGGUUUUAAUCUGGAAAUUGUUGGCAACUUCCGCGUACCCAAACGUGAUGUGUUGCAGGAACCCGUGCCAGAAGGCGAAAAAGCUAUCCUUGCGGACUUGGGGAAGUUUGAAAAGCGCAUCCCCAAGAAGCAUGUGGAGAAGAAGCAGGUGAAGAAAACCGCGCGGUGUCGUGGUAAGGAGAAAGCUGAGGGCUCAGUUGCCCCUCCUCCGGGGUCCCAGGCCGCAGAACCCGAAGAUGCAGUAUAUUCUCUCUUUGAUGCUCCUUUUUCUCCCUCGCAUACCACAGCUGCGGGUGCGGGGGUACCAAAGGAGCCUGCGGCACCUUCUGUCAAGGUGGUUCCUGAUCCCCCCAUACAGGUGGAGGAAACGGUGGAGAAGACUGCUACCCAGAUUUUUGAUACUGUGGAUUCCUCCAACAACCUGAUCAGCCCAACUGAUGGUGAUGGGUUGGACUUGAGGUUUUCAGAUGCUGGGAAGCAGAAAACGGAUGCUGAGCCGCAGAAAUCUUCUGCUGGUGAGAAGGUUACCGGCUCUUCUUCCGGUGGUGUGGGUUAUGAUGGGUCUCCAAUUCAGCCUCGGGAGUCUGAAUUGGAGUAUUAUUACCGCACCUACACGCAGGAUCGAAAUUACAAGGUGCUAGGCCGCAGGGAAGAAGAAGCUGCUCGUUUGCGGGCCGAAGCAGAGGAGUUGGUGAAGGCUGCUCGUACGGGUGCGGAGCAGCUUAAAAGAGAUAGAGCUGCUUUUGAUAAGCAGAAACAGACUGCGGAGUGGGCUGAGUUGAUGAAUGUCAAGGCGGCGAACGUUGCCUUAGGCAAAGAGAAGGCUGCAGCUGAGGUGAUUGCGGUUAAAGCGCAGCAGGCGGAGGCCCGGGCUGCUGAAGUUCAGACCCGGGAGGUCGCGGUUACAGACCUCACAGCCCGCAUGACUGCAGCGGAAGAGCGGGCUAAUGCUGCUGUUGAGGCCAGAGAUGCUCUGACCUCUUCGUUUAACCAACUGGAGGCUGACCGUGAAUGGAUGCGGAGUCAUGGCAUCGCGCGUGUAAGUAUCCCUUGCCUUUAUAUUUGCUUGGAUUAG